UGGACAGCUCAGGGGUACGGAAUUCCUCCACUCAGAGACAACAUGGCGACCUUGAUACGCAAAGUCCACCAGCUGAAGCUUUCAAAGGGUGUUGUUGGCCCCCUUAUAAACCAGGUGCGAUGUCUCAAUUUACAAGAGUUUCAAAGCAAAAAAUUGAUGGCCGAUAAUGGAAUCACAGUUCAACAGUUUGAAGUUGCAGACACCAAGCAGGAUGCGCCUUCCAUUGCGUCCAAGCUCAAUGUGAAAGAAUAUGUUGUUAAAGCUCAGAUUCUUGCUGGUGGCCGUGGGAAAGGAACUUUUGACACUGGUUUCAAGGGAGGCGUCCAUCUUACAAAAAACCCUUCUGAUGUCCAAGGCCUUGUUGAGAACAUGCUUGGGAACCGCUUGACCACUAAGCAAACUCCAAAGGAUGGUGUUCCUGUUACUAAGGUCAUGGUAGCUGAAGCUCUGGACAUUUCCAGAGAGACAUAUUUUGCCAUUCUCAUGGACAGAGGCUUUGGCGGUCCCGUCAUGGUGGGCAGCCCGAAGGGUGGGAUGGACAUUGAAGAGGUUGCUGAGAAAGAGCCAGAGGCCAUUUUUUCUGUACCGAUUGACAUCAACGUUGGACUCCAAGACCAGGUGGUGCUGGACAUGGCUAAAAACCUUGGGUUUACAGGAGAGAAGCAAAUUCAGGCAGCAGAACAGAUGCGCAAGUUGUAUGAGUUGUUUCUGAAAGUGGAUGCCACACAAAUUGAAAUCAACCCCUUUGGUGAAACAGAUGAUGGGAAAGUGGUGUGUUUUGACGCCAAGAUUAACUUUGACGACAACGCCCAGUUCCGCCAGAAGAACAUCUUUGCCCAGGACGACAUGGCGGAGAGCGACCCUCGGGAAGUGGAGGCGGCCAAACACAACCUCAACUACAUCGGCAUGGAUGGAAACAUCGCUUGUCUAGUCAAUGGCGCUGGUCUAGCCAUGGCAACCAUGGACAUCAUUCAGCUGCACGGCGGCUCCCCAGCCAACUUCCUGGAUGUGGGCGGUACCGUGACGGAGGACCAGGUCUACCACGCCUUCAAGCUCAUCUCAUCAGACGCACAGGUGAAAGCCAUCUUGGUCAACAUUUUCGGAGGAAUCGUCAACUGUGCCACUAUUGCAAGUGGCAUCACCAAUGCUUGCAAGUCUAUCAAUCUCAAGUUGCCUCUGAUUGUCAGAUUGGAAGGAACUAAUGUUGACGCAGCAAAGAAGAUCCUUGAAGAGAGCAACUUGCCGAUCCGCUCGGCCUCAGAUCUUGAUGAUGCGGCCAAGAAAGCCGUCUCAAGUCUGUCAUAAUGCACUGCCAAAGGUGUCUUCAGGGUCAUCGUCUACAUCCAGCCUGACAAGUGAUUCUGAAGAGAAUUAACUAAAGUUUGAAAGCUCUAUGUAAAAAAAAAAAAAGAAAUGUGUAUUUUUCCCCCCCUUUAUGCUCCUUUCGUGAUAUGUUCUUCUUUUGCUGGCGCUGGUUGCAGGUGGGUGAAUGCGGGACCAUUCAUAUGUUCUUCUUAGCCAGGUUUGAUUGAAGAUGAAUUUGAGUUGCUUUAAGUGGGAGAUGAAAAGCAUUCAACAGACCUUUGUGCCAUAUAAAGUAAGCAUGCUCUUCAUAUGAAAACGCGUUUAAAUAUGGCUCCUUUUGUGUUAUGGUGUCAAAGUGUAAGCCAAUAUUUCCUAGUCUCUGUAGUCCCCCACACUUGCUGAUGCUAAAGGGACAUUGAUAUACUUUAAAGUUACUUUCUACUUAAAAUAAUUGAGUGCAGUGCAAAUCGCAGGCACCGUAGUCGGAGUAUACUGCUACCAGAUCUUGUACUCCUGUGGUGUUGAAGAAAAUUUUGUCAAGUUUUUGACUGGGAAACAGAAAGAUAUUUUAUUGAACUACAAUGCAUACAUUUUAAGAUACUGUUACUGCAAAGAAAUAUUUUUGGAUGUGGUCUCAGUAGGUGUUCAGUUUGCCUAUUCUAAGGUCUUCUGGUGUUUUAUGAAUAAGGGAUUAUAAAACUGAAAGUGGCCUUAUAUCAUGCGUGAGUUUAUGCACUAAUGUAUAUUUGUAGCAAGUUUUAAAUUACCAGUAAAAACAGUCUGCUGAUAACAAUGUUUACAAGGACUGCACACUCCUAUUAUGCGUUUAAAACUAGAUACACAUAGAUGAGUUGGAAAGCUUCAUUGUGUCAACUACUUAUGUUCUGGAAGCUCUCCUCUGCUCAGGUAUGUGUGUUUUUAUCUCAUGUAGCUCUGUGCAGCUUCUCCUUGCAUAUUUUGCGAUAUUUAUGAAGGUAUUUCUUUUUAGGUCCUGACGUAUAAGUUUAUUUUUAGCGUUCCUCAUGGCAGAGCAGGGUCUUUUUGUUAUUCUUAGAAAUGUCACUCCACCAGUUUAAUCAUGUUUCACUAGAUGGUGCUCCAUUAGUCAGAUGGAGAAACAGAAUGAGUCAGCUUUUGAUGAUAGUGAUAUUUCAGCCAGAGGCUUGAGUGCAGAUUUCGUUAUAUAUCAUCAGUAGGUUUUUACUCAGUCAGAUGCAUGAAAAUUAGAAAAUAAAUCGUUUUUAAAAGUGGAAGUUAACAAAUACUUGUUGUGAAUGGUCUGUACAGUGGAAAAGAGUUCACGCUGGUGUAAGCGCUUUGUCACAAUGGUUGUUUUUUUUCUAGAUUGUCUAAUAUUGCUUUUGGUUUUGUUCCCCUCUUUUCUUAAAUAAUGUUGCACAAUACACUUGGUAAUGUUUAUUGAAAUGAAAACAGAUCUGAAGACAUCAUUACACACUGACAUGGCAUACUGGCUGCUCAGUGCUCAACAUUUCAGUCACAGACUCUACAAGAAUAUUAUCAACUGUUUCGACAGAUUCGAGACAGACUGCUUAUCAAACAGACAAGAAAUACGUUAUCACCAACACAUUAAAUGUCAACAGUGCACAACGAAAUCAUGAGUUCUAGUCAUCUCCUUCACAUCAUGACGGACUUCUACUUGUCUUCAGCUCUUUGUAGAAGAUUUUUUGCCCCUAAGUGCUGGGGAUUCCACUUUGUGGAUUUACUUGAAUGGCGUUCGAAUGAAGUACCUUUAUAAUGUCUUUUAACAGGUAUACUUAACCUUACUGUCUUUAGUAUGCUACUGAAUAAAUAAUCAGAAUUUGUUCUCUUUCUUAGUUUUCUAAUGCCUUUUUUAAUGUUUAGCCCUGUCGUUGAAAUGGAAACCAAAUGUAUGAGAUUUUAUUUCUACUGUAAUGUUUUCAGGAGCAUGUUAUUUGUAUCUUCAAUUGCAGUUUACUGCGGUUUUGUGAUUUUGUCUUGUUGAUGUCUACUUAACCCUUUCAAUGAAAGUUGCCAUUUUAAAAAAAAUGUAUGGCAUUCUUGAUGUCUACCGUAACUGGCAGUCAGAGAUUGAUGAUGCACUUUACUGUUCCUCCUCGUUCAAGGCGGAUGGUUUCUGUUAUUUUGUUGACACUACUUUCACUUCUGCUGUAGUCGUAUCUUCAUGUGCAGAAGAAACUACAGUUGAUCGACCUGAAACAUAAAAAAAAUUAUCCUUCUCGUUUUGGCUAACAGCUGUCAGAAUAGGCCCAGUCCUAGGACUGAUUAUAUACUUCAAGACAAUAAGGGAGUGAUAUGGAUCUAAUACUGAAAGUACGAAUGUCACUUCAAAGGCCACUGGCGCUUUCAAAACGCCCCAAAUCGUUAAUAAGGAGUAAAAAAACAUAAGUACAUGUACUUCGUCUAUGAAAGGGGCAUUUAAUUUCUUGUCUAGUUAUGUUGUGGAUUGCUUUGACUGGAUAAGAAACAUUUGUUCACAUGUCACUUAUAGUGAGUCACAGUAGUUCAUCUUUGUUUCAAGAUUAUUUGAUGUUAAAGAAUUUUGUAACCAGCGUCUGUGAUUUAAUGGUUUGGCUCUUUGCCGUUGAGCACUGAAUAUAUGAGAGUUUGAUUCCUACCUGGGAAAUUUAUUUGAUUAAGGCAAAGUGUCUCAAUCUGCAAUUUCAAUCAAUCAAGACUUUUGAACGACAACAAGUCUGGGGUAUAUUGGAAAACAUACUCAGACAGGGUAUUUGUGUAUGUGUAUUUCAUUCUAUUCAAAAUAUUUUUACUUAAACUUUACUUGAGUUUUCAAAAGCAAAAUAAUAUUGUGUAUUAUACCACCCUCCAGUUUUAUUGUAGCUUUGGAAGGAAAAUUAAUUUCCUGCUUUACAACUGAAAAUGUUUGUGGGUUUUUUAAUGGCAAAAAUGUCUGAAUUUCUUGGCCCCUCAGGAGAAGAAUUCUGCUUCCUUUAUGAGUCAAUCACUGCUGAGCAAAGUAUGGAUGACAUUGAUUCGCCGGUUAAAAAGAUAUUUGAGGAUAAGUUGCGCCUCGAAUUUUUGACUGGACUCUGAAGUCGAUUUAUAUUACACCAUAAUAAUAUCAGAUGACCACAGGAAGAAAUGAAGCACAGUACUGUUUUGUUGUUUCCUGACCACUUCGAGCUAACAACACAAAGUGGGUGCUGUCCCUUUGUCUUAUCCUUGGGGGGAAAAUUGCAACGAAUAGAACAGGAGGACAUGUGUUAAAGCCCUGAAUUCAUUCUGUUGUUGAAAGGGUUAGUUAAAGACUUCUGCAGGACUACCGUUCCAUCAGUUCAGGAUUAUAACAGUAAUAAUGUGGAAGUAGCGCCUGCGAAUAGUCUGUAAGGAAAUUAUAAUGAUGUUCUUGGAAGUGUCCAGGUGAACUUAGAAAUUGUAUUUUAUGUUGUGUGCAUUUAUAGAUCUUGAGGGAUCCUAAAGAUAAACGUUUUGUGUCUACUAAUACAAACAUAUUUGUUCUUUUAGUGCAGCUGUGAUGUUGUAUCAAGAAGCACUAAAGUGUAUAUUCAACAUUGUACUGUUGUGGCAAAGCCUUCAGUAUAAAAAUUGCUCAUAAUAAUAAGUCAUAGCUUUACUAUGGUCCCCUGAGUGUAACCAGUUCCAAUUUAUGUGAAUCUAACGUGAAACAAAAAUAAUUAUUACGAAUGUAUUGUUUGUAUGUUUGGGGAAUUGUUUAAGUAUGACUUAAUCAUCUGGGUUUGUGUUCAGUGACUGAUGACGCAAGCAGAAAUAAACAAUGAAUUAUGUACUGGUC
Messenger RNA from Aplysia californica (California sea hare), 5080 nucleotides. RefSeq names its product succinate--CoA ligase [GDP-forming] subunit beta, mitochondrial. Gene Ontology annotation, cellular component: succinate-CoA ligase complex; mitochondrion. Gene Ontology annotation, biological process: tricarboxylic acid cycle; succinyl-CoA metabolic process. Lineage: Eukaryota; Metazoa; Mollusca; Gastropoda; Aplysiida; Aplysiidae. Gene Ontology annotation, molecular function: ATP binding; succinate-CoA ligase (GDP-forming) activity. The transcript has 12 exons. The coding region runs from base 43 to 1305 and encodes 420 amino acids. The record is from RefSeq and is a predicted model, not a curated record.